CGCGGUCCAGCUGUGAGCUCAGCUGCUACACCAACACUCAUCACAUCCAUAACUUGCCUCCGAGUGCGCCAGGAGAGGACUUGUGCGCGCUUUGGGGUCGAUCAGUAAGGCUACGAAAUAUCAGACUCAGCUCCAACUCCGAAGAAGGAAUCCGAGUGUAUGUGUUCUCUGAUGACUUCUUGUGGGCUUCGAUCACUGCCGCCUCGAACCGCAGGACCUAGUGUUCCCACUUGGUAGCCGAACAGACGUAGUGAGUUCGGUGGCGCUGGUGAUGUAACGCUUUUUCGUCUGAGAGCUCACUCCACAAUCACUACUGCGUCUCAUCUCAGAGCAUGGGACCCUUCAAACUCUAAAAGCAAGAGGCACGCGAGUCAGACCGCGGAGAGGGAAACGAGGGGAUAAACAGAGAGGAAGGGAACAAUGGAGUCCAUAUCAUCAGAACAAUCUGCCACGGUGGACGAGCUGGUGGAAGCAUGCAUCCAGGCCUUCGAUGAGAAGGGCACUUUGAAGGAUACUCCCCUGGUGCGCAUGUUCCUCAUGAUGCAUCCUUGGUAUAUUCCUUCAACUGACAUGGCUAAGAAGCUUGUGCUUAAAUCUCAAGAUGAGAGCUGCACUGCCGAGCGCCGAACAAAAAUAUGCCACCUUAUGAGGUACUGGAUUUCUGAGUUUCCCGCAGAGUUCAAUCUGAACCCGGAGCUGGCAGACCAGAUCAAAGACUAUAAAGACCUCUUGACCACCGAGGGCAAUGAGCGCCAGAGUCAGCUCAUUGACCUCGACAGUGUGCCAUCCUAUAAAUGGAAGCGGCAGGUGACUCAGCGUGUCCCGUCCGUGUCCAAAAAGAGGAAGAUGUCCCUGCUCUUCGACCACCUCGAUUCUUGCGAACUGGCCGAACACCUCACCUACCUAGAGUACAAAUCCUUCUGCAAGAUCCUGUUUCAGGACUACCACAGUUUUGUGAUGCACGGCUGCACGGUGGAUAACCCCAUCCUGGAACGCUUCAUCACACUCUUUAAUAGCGUCUCCCAGUGGAUCCAGCUUAUGGUGCUCAGCAAGCCCACCGCCCCGCAGAGAGCCGCUGUCAUCUCCCAUUUCAUCAGAGUGGCACAGAAGCUACUGCAGUUGCAGAACUUCAACACACUGAUGGCGGUGGUGGGCGGCCUCAGCAACAGCUCCAUCUCUCGUCUCAAAGACACGGAGACCCACAUCAGUGCAGAGACCAACAAGGUUUUCAACAACUUGAUUGAACUGGUGACCUCAUGUGGGAACUACAGCCAAUACCGCAAGCGCUUCUCGGAGUGCUCGGGCUUCCGUUUCCCCAUUCUUGGCGUUCACCUGAAAGACCUGAUAGCUGUGCAUGUGGCACUGCCAGACUGGGCUGACAAAGAGAAGACACGGGUCAACCUGGCCAAGACCCAGCAGCUGUAUGCCAUCCUUCAAGAGCUGGCGCUCAUCCAGACCACACCGCCUAACGUCGAUGCCAACACGGAUCUGCUCAACUUGCUUACCGUAUCUCUGGACCAGUACCACACGGAGGAGGAGAUCUACCAGAUGUCUCUACAGAGGGAGCCUCGUAAACCAGCUCAGAACUCCAGCCCUGCCCCCGCACCUGACCCCAAGCCCACUAUGAUCGAUGAGUGGGCCGUGUCGGUGAAGCCCAACGCCGACCCGACCAUCAUCAAGAAACACAUCGAGAAGAUGGUGGAGUCAGUCUUUAAGAACUUCGACGCAGAUGGCGACGGCCACAUCUCCAGGGAUGAAUUCGAAGCAAUCAGGAACAACUUCCCUUACCUCAGCAAGUUUGGAGAACUGGACAAGAAUCAAGACGGGCAGAUCAGCAGAGAAGAAAUGAUAGACUACUUUAUGAAGGCCAGCUCCCUGCUGAACUGCAAGAUGGGCUUCAUCCACACUUUCACUGAGACCACCUACGUCAAGCCCACAUUCUGCGAGCACUGCGCCGGCUUUAUAUGGGGCUUCUACAAACAAGGCUACAAGUGUAAAGCCUGUGGGGUGAACUGCCACAAGGCCUGCCGGAGCCGCCUGGCCGUCGAGUGCCGGAAGAGGACCAAGAGCAUCAGCCACGAGACACCGCCGGCCCUCCAGGCCCGAUCCUACAGCUUCCCUCCGCCUGCCAACACCCCGCCCAGCCUGCAGAACACUGUAAUCGCUGAAGAGGACAUAGAGUCAGUGGAGGAAGGAGUAUUUGAUGUCCACCUAUAACCAGGAGCCUCGAACUGAAGAGCGGUUUUGAUGAACAGGCCAGUGACAGUCUUCAGCUCUCAAUUUUUAGAAUCCCUCCUACGGUUGGUGUGCAAGAGGCCAAAUCAGCGACUGUCAGGAGCCAGACAGAGAAUGUGUUACAGUGUGUCAGUUUUUACAACCCCUCAGCUCUGAGGAGAAAUUGCACUGAACACAAGCCAGGAAAACCUACAUGCUGCCACACAGUGGACACAUACCGCAACCGCACUCCCCCUCCGACCCAACUCACAUGAAUGUGGCGACCGAUGUGAAUGGAAACGUCUUUGUAUGGAUUCCGUGUAAAAUCUUUUGCAGUCUGUGUCAGCAAAGAGUGUUAGUGUAAAAUCUUACUAUAUAUAUAUAAAACAACUAAAUCCACAAAAUUGUAUUUUCUUGGUGGAAUGUUAAAGUCACUGAAGUUGAUAAUUUGAGCACACUUUGCUGCAGGCUGUCUUUUCUUUUGAAACAUAAAAGAGGUGCUGUUAUUGCCAAGAAUGUAAAGCUGCCACCCAGACUAAGCUACGAUCUCCUUUAUCUGAGAAGCUUUUUUUUUUUUCCUCUUUCUUUCUUGUUUUGUUUAUCAUAUUGUCUUGAAAUACAUUUCAGUGGACCAACAAUGGGACCAAUUUUGAUGUCAGAUAAAAUAUUGUUGAUUUGUGGUGCCCGUCUGAAGUGUGAUGACAAAAACGGCCAUUUUGCCAACAAAAGAAACAGCUGAAAUAACCGUGUAGACAGCUAUAAUUAGGAUGGACUCGUAUUUUUUGUCAUGUUUACCUGAAUAUCAGUAACUGUCCUAUAGUUAUUGCUGUGGUGUUGUUUUCAGUAUGCAGUACUGUCUUGUACCAGUGCACUGAUAGAUGACCUAUCCUCUUGCAGUACUGUGAAUGUAGCAGAAACAGUGAAACGCUGCUGUCAGAUGAAGAACUCAUCCUUCCUAAUAAAUAUGUUGACAGCGCGAGAGCGGGAAACUGGCUCGCUUCCCACUGAUUCCUCUGUUAGUUCCUGAAUGAGCUCUGAAGUUUUUGAGACUGUCAUCUCGAAUAGAAUAAUCAAAAGAAUCACACCAAAACCGGAGUAAUGAGGCUUUUCAUUUGACAGCAGCUUAUAAAAACAUUUCCCUUUGAAUCUAUUUUAAUGUAAGAUGUGUUUUUUGCUGCCUUUAUCCUGCAUGCUUCGUCCUUCACGGCUGUAUUCUCUGGCCAGACAUCUCUGUUGCUUUUUUUUUUAUUUUUUAUGUAGCACGCCAAAUUAUCAUUUAUUUAGGAAACAUGUCUUGGAAUUCCAGACAGAGGAAAUGUUCCUGUUUUUUUGUGCCUGUUGAGAGAUGAAUUCAGACUUGCUGUGCCAUAUUGCUAACUGCUGGUUUGUCAUUGAAUGAGACUCCUCCCACUGCUGGUAUUUAUUUUUCCUGUAUAAAUACAUAAAUGGAUGCUGGUCCUUCUGUUUCACGCCUCGCCUGACGCAGGAUGUUUGUUGUUAUGCAGAAUGAUGUCAUGCUAUUUCUUGUUCCCAGAUGAUUCCUCAGUAUUAAAUGCAGCAGGCAUCUUUCUAUAAUGUGGUCUGAUUAAAAAAUUACGUGACUAAUAAGAGUGAAACUGAAAAAAAAAA
This is a messenger RNA of Stegastes partitus (bicolor damselfish), 3843 nucleotides long. Its product is annotated as RAS guanyl-releasing protein 2. Bases 421 to 2217 code for a protein of 598 amino acids. The record is from RefSeq and is a predicted model, not a curated record. Lineage: Eukaryota; Metazoa; Chordata; Actinopteri; Pomacentridae. The transcript has 17 exons. Gene Ontology annotation, molecular function: guanyl-nucleotide exchange factor activity; calcium ion binding. Gene Ontology annotation, biological process: Ras protein signal transduction. Gene Ontology annotation, cellular component: plasma membrane.